Lolium perenne is the source of this 1501-nucleotide messenger RNA. RefSeq lists its product as uncharacterized. The record is from RefSeq and is a predicted model, not a curated record. NCBI's taxonomy places the organism in Eukaryota, Viridiplantae, Streptophyta, Magnoliopsida, Poales, Poaceae.
CACCACCACUCCAAUCCACCACCAACGAAGGAAGACGCCGCCAUGCCGAUCCGUCGCCUCCUAGCCGCCGGCCUCUCCGCCGCCUCCGUGCGCCUCCGCCUCCGCUCCCUCUCCACGGCCGCCUCGCACCCUCCGUGGGCCAUGGUCAACCGUAUUUCUGCGUCCUACAAAUCGAGGACGCCGACCUUCCACCUCGCCGAGCCCCCGCGCUACUCCUACCUGGAGCUGCCGGCGCACCUCAUCCACACCAGCGACGAGCCCGGCCCCGACAGCGACUUGGAGCAGCUGCUCGGAGGGAUGGUCUCAUGCUCCAGCGGCGCCGGCGGCCUCCUCCUCCUCACUUGCUUUGACGGCCGCCUGUCGUCUCCCAUCCUCGCGCAGCAGGGGGGCAAGCAAGUGCGGCACCAGACAGGCAAGCCCGUCGACGGCCACGAAACCGACUUCACCUACCUCGUCUGCAACCCUCUCAGCGGCCAGGUGUCCCGUGUACCCAUCAUCGGCUACACCACCAACAUCUUGCGCGACACCCACAUGGGCCUCCUCGCCCAAUCCGACCGAGGCCAUGGGCUGCCUGACAGGUUCGCCGUCGCAAGGCUCUACUCGGAGAACAAGAUGGUCCGGUUUCUCUCGGAUGCAGGCGAGUGGGACCUCGCGCAGGGCGCGCCGGGGCCGUGCCAACAUCGGCUUGCGCGCCGGAUAGGGAUCAGUCUGUUCCAUGAGGUGCUGGCCUUCGCCGGACGGCUGUGGUGGGUGGACUUGACCUGCGGCGCCAUGUCGGCCGACCCGUUCAGCAACUGGACGGAGACCCACUUCGUCGAGCUCCCCAAGGACAGCGUGCUACCUGAAGCUGCUAGAAGGGCCGAAGCAAAGCUGCUGUUCAACUACCGGCGCAUGGGGGUCAGCGACGGGAGGCUUCGGUACGUCGAGCUGUCUCAAAGAGAGCCCUUUCUGCUCAGCUCCUUCGCGCUAGACGAGGAGGGCAGCGGCGACUGGACGCUGGAGCACCGGGUGGCGCUCAGCCGGGUCUGGGCGGCGGAUGGAGGCGCCCACCCGUGGCUGCCCUUGCAAGGAGACACGACGCCACACAUUGGCGUUCUGGACCCGCUCAAUGCCAAUUUCAUACACAUCAUCGUCGGCCAGCACGUCAUCGCCGUGGAUAUGCAGGCGGGGAAGGUGACUGGGAGUUCUGUGCUUCCUAGCUACAUGCACCAUCUAGGUUUCAUACCAUGUAUGCUUGCAUCAACGCGGAUCCCCUCUUCUACAGGCCAGGACAUCUUCAAAAACCAAUCUCUGGCAGACGUUCAAGUUCAUUCACACAUAUAUGAUCAAGAAUACUAGGAGUCCUGGACCAGGCUACCAUGUUUCUUAUAACAAAAAGAUGCAGGUGUUUUAAUCAACUAAGAAGCUGGUGGCGGUAGUUUGCUGAAGUCUCAUUUGGGAUAAAAGCUGAAGAAGUCUGGGUUUCUUCGAGAUUGCGGAUGAACCUACCGUUUUGGGGGCA